GCAAGUGUCCGUGUGAGGUGUGUUUGGGUGCGACUCCGAGGCGCGUGCGAGGCCAUGCAUACGCUUUGAUGGAGGUGUGGAGGAGCAGAGCAGUGCACUGGUUGAGCUGAGCUGAGCUGAGCUUUCGAGGAAUAUAUUCGCCUCUCACCUUUGCUGCGUUACCCCUCGCUUUUUCCAGAUUCCUUCCUUCCUCUCUUCCCCAUUAACUCUCGCUCCAUCAAUGGCCGCCUUGUACCUUGUGGAGGAAGAAGAAGACGAAGAAAGAAUAGAUUUCUUUCUUUGCGCCCAAAGCCCUCUUUCUACGCGUCGGCCGGAAGAAUUCGAUUCUUCCACCGAUCGGAAGAGAUGCGGAAAAGGAGCGGCGGAGGUGGAGGCGCGGCGCUGCACCACAACCAUCACCGGCGGGCGAUGAGGGAGAAAGCCAAGAACCAGGUGGACGACCUCCAGGCGAUGUUUGUCGGGCUGCAGUCCGCCCGCAGGGAGGGCCGGGCCGCCGACGCCGCUGUCCUCGAGGAGCAGCUCCACCAGCUGCUCCGCGAGUGGAAGACCGAGCUCAGCGAGCCCUCCCCCGCCGCCUCCGCCUGCUCCUCCUUUCUCAAGGGGCAUAGCCGCGGGCCUUCCGAUCUGUCCUCUUACAUCCGCCGCAUGCUGCAACUGAACGAGGAGGAGGAAGACGACGACGCCACGAGCAAGUUGACCGUGCUGCCACCCAAGGAUGAGCCGCUCGAGGUGCUCGGCCCGUACCCUGUGGGACUUCAAAGUGGCGCCGCCGCUGCUUUUCUCCGAGAGGAAUACUUGAUGGCCCAAGAGAUGCCAGGCUACGGAUUUGUAGCCGCCCAGCAAUACAAAUGCGGUUCUACAGGAGCACAACAUGCUGCCUUGCAAUGCUUGGAAGGAGCCGACGAUCUUCAAAUCCAACACUACAAUCUGCAUCAACAACUACCCCAAAAUGUGUUAUUUGGCUUUACUGCCGCCGGUUUCGAUGCAGGCGAUCUGGCACCACCUUUUUGCGAGUUCGUCGCGGCGACAUGCCCUCCACCUUCGGCUUUCCUGAGACCCAAGUGUGCGCUCUGGGACUGCCCCAGGCCUGCUCGGGGAUCAGAAUGGUUCCAAGACUACUGUAGCAGCUUCCAUGCCACUCUGGCACUCAACGAAGGUCCUCCUGGUACGUCUCCGGUGCUCCGCCCUGGUGGCAUCGACUUGAAGGAUGGCCCCCUCUUCGCUGCCCUCGUCGCCAAAUCACAAGGGAAGAACGUCGGCAUUCCAGAGUGUGAAGGAGCAGCGACCAACAGAUCUCCAUGGAACGCGCCUGAGCUCUUUGAUCUCUUGGUCCUCAACGGUGAAUCGCUCAGAGAAUGGCUCUUCUUCGACAAACCUCGAAGGGCAUUCGAGAGCGGGAACAGGAAGCAACGAUCGUUGCCGGAUUACAACGGGCGUGGUUGGCAUGAAUCGAGGAAGCAGGUGAUGAAGGAGUUCGGAGGGCUCAAGAGGUCCUACUACAUGGAUCCGCAGCCGCUGAGCCAUUUCGAGUGGCAUCUCUACGAGUACGAGAUCAACGACUGCGACGCGUGCGCUUUGUACAGGCUCGAGCUCAAGCUGGUGGAUCCGAAGAAGAGCGCCAAAGCGAAGGUGACAAUCGAUUCGAUGGUCGAUCUGCAGCAGCAGAUGGGGAGGCUUAAUGCAGAGAACAAGGCGAUGGAAAGCAAGCGAUACGCCAAAGGCAGGCCGAGGUUUCACUACAAAGACUCUGCUGAAGCCAUGUAUUCUGCUUCGGAUUUCAUUGGCCGUAUGGAAGAUGGUCAGAGUCUGCAUUCGUCUCUGGAACAGGAAGCUGUUGCCGAUAAGUUGCAUGGCUAUUUUGGCACAUGACUCGGGAGAAUCGACUUCGUAGUUGUGUUUGUUGCCUCACAUUGUACAGGCACUGUUGCCGAGGAAUACAUUGACAGGAAGGAGAAGAUGUGCCAUGUCUUUGAGCACUUGCAGUGUAGAAGAGACUGUGCAAGUAAUUCUGCUACUGAAGCUUCCGAAACAAGCCAUCUGCUGUUGGUAUGAGAGUGUCACGAAGGAAUCAGAUGCCUAACAUCAAAUGGGCAGUGAUUUGUUCCAUCAAAAAGAUACUGUUUUUCUA
Messenger RNA from Musa acuminata subsp. malaccensis (wild Malaysian banana), 2128 nucleotides. Its product is annotated as transcription factor VOZ1. Gene Ontology annotation, cellular component: nucleus. The record is from RefSeq and is a predicted model, not a curated record. Gene Ontology annotation, molecular function: sequence-specific DNA binding. Lineage: Eukaryota; Viridiplantae; Streptophyta; Magnoliopsida; Zingiberales; Musaceae. Gene Ontology annotation, biological process: positive regulation of long-day photoperiodism, flowering; positive regulation of DNA-templated transcription.